AAAACCUUUAAUUUCAUGUGAAAUAAUAUUUACAACUCUAAUGUUAAGUAAAGGAACAUUAUCAAUGAGGAUUCGAUUUAAUUUUAUUAGGAGAAUUCUAAGCUUCACAUCUAACAUACAUAACUACAUUAUUCUUAGGCUCAAUUAGAUAAAUUAUCCAUAUUAUAAUCCUACCACUAUAGUAUUAACUUAUAUUUAUCAAGGAUUCUCCAGUGAUUGUUAAUAGAGGGAUCUUUUUGUUUUAACAAGUUUGCUUAACUUAACUUAUAUUUCGUUUACUCAUGAUUGAUUCAUUCUCAAAAACAAUAAAAGAGUUGGGGCUUUCAAAUUCUCACCUCUUUUUUAAGAUUUUUCUUCAAAAGUCUUAAGUUAUUUAAAAAUUGUUAUUUGCAUUUAUGAUAUUAUUACUUUCAAAUCAGAAUGUUUUACUUAAACAAGUUUGAAUCCAGAGCUUUUGUGAUAAAUUGAUUCAAGAUCAUCAUAUAAAUUUACUUCGAUCAGGAAGAAUGUUAAUAGUGUAUAUUCAAAAAUAUAACACAAAUAGAAAUAUACUUAAAAAUAUAUGGUAAUUAGAAGAGACAUCAACUUUGCUCUAAAAUAAUUGAGAUAUAUCAAAUAUCCUAUAAUCUAUUAUCAUUGAAGGCUUAGCUCAGGGGUAGAGCGUUGGAUUCCAGGUCCAGGG
Paramecium sonneborni is the source of this 682-nucleotide messenger RNA. Lineage: Eukaryota; Ciliophora; Oligohymenophorea; Peniculida; Parameciidae. The record is from the annotation of a GenBank genome assembly.